Molecule: messenger RNA, 3282 nt
Organism: Sturnus vulgaris (Common starling)
Lineage: Eukaryota; Metazoa; Chordata; Aves; Passeriformes; Sturnidae
Source: RefSeq, a predicted model, not a curated record
UGGGAUUAAAAGGAAAAGCAGGGAGCAGGUUGUUCACCUCGCAGCCGGGGCGCCAGCUCAGCUGGGAUUUUCACGGUGUCAAGCGGCUCGCCCGGGGAUUUAUUAAUGGCAGAAUUGUGAAUGGUUUGUGUGGAAAUGACCGUAAAGAUAAUCUGCCACGUGACAGGACACCUUCCACUAGACCAGGUUCCUACAAACGCCGUCCAAUUAGUGUGUUAAACUAUUUUUUUGGAAAUGGAGGGAGGAUUAGGACAAUGGAUUUAAGGGAAAAAAACCCAACCAAACACCAGCCGUUUGCACUUUACUAAUUAACCCUGUGGGGAUGAAAUAGGCAGGUGGAGGGGAAGGCAGAAAUUAGUGCUGAAACUUUUGCAGUGGGUUCCCCUUGUCUCUGAAGCUCGGAAUGUAAAAAUGUUUGCAUCAUCCUGGUGUUACUAUAAACCAAAUCUUGAAAUCAUGAUGCAAUCCGAAAGCUCAGGAAGCAGCUCCUUUAAGUCACCCACCAGCUACACUGACAACCUGCCAGGAGGUUGUUAGGAGUUGUGCGACUCCUAACUCUAAAUGAGCGUCUCAGGAAUCCUGUGGGCCCCAGCUUGCCAAUUCCCCCACUGUGAUAGUCAUGGUUGGCCUCCCAGCCCGUGGCAAGACCUACAUCUCCAAGAAGCUGACUCGUUAUCUCAACUGGAUUGGUGUCCCCACAAAAGUUUUCAACGUUGGGGAGUAUCGCCGUGAGGCUGUGAAGCAUUACAGCUCCUAUGACUUCUUCCGUCCUGACAACGAGGAAGCCAUGAAAGUCAGGAGGCAAUGUGCCAUGGCUGCCCUGAGGGAUGUGAAGCUGUACCUGACGGAGGAGGCCGGGCAGAUUGCGGUUUUUGAUGCCACCAAUACCACGCGGGAGAGGAGAGGGAUGAUCCUAAACUUUGCCAAAGAGAACGGAUUCAAGGUGUUCUUCAUUGAAUCUGUCUGUAAUGAUCCCAAUGUGGUCGCCACCAACGUCAUGGAAGUCAAAUUGUCCAGCCCAGAUUACCGGGACUGUAAUUCCACUGAUGCCAUGGAGGAUUUCAUGAAGAGGAUCAAUUGUUACCAAGCCAGCUACCAGCCCCUCGAUCCUGAUGACUAUGACAAGGAACUUUCUCUCAUCAAAGUCAUCGAUGUUGGCCGGCGGUUCCUGGUCAACAGGGUUCAGGAUCACAUCCAGAGCAGGAUUGUUUAUUACCUGAUGAACAUCCACGUCCAGCCCCGCACCAUUUACCUCUGUCGGCACGGGGAGAGCGAGUUCAACCUCAAGGGGAGGAUUGGAGGGGACUCUGGCCUCUCCAACAGGGGCAAAAAGUUUGCAGAGGCACUGAACAAAUUUGUGGAAGAGCAGAACCUGAAGGACCUCAAAAUUUGGACCAGCCAGCUAAAAAGAACAAUCCAAACAGCAGAAGCUCUCCAGCUGCCCUAUGAGCAGUGGAAGGCACUCAAUGAAAUCGAUGCUGGUGUGUGUGAAGAAAUGACCUAUGAAGAAAUCAGGGAUCAACAUCCAGAGGAAUUUGCUCUGCGUGAUCAGGAUAAAUAUUACUACCGUUAUCCUUCUGGGGAGUCCUACCAAGACCUGGUGCAGCGCCUGGAGCCAGUCAUCAUGGAGCUGGAGAGGCAAGAGAACGUCCUUGUCAUCUGCCACCAGGCUGUCAUGCGCUGUCUCCUGGCGUACUUCCUGGACAAGAGUGCAGAUGAAAUGCCCUACCUGAAAUGUCCCCUGCACACAGUGUUGAAGCUGACCCCGGUGGCCUAUGGCUGCCGGGUGGAAUCCAUCUCGCUGAACAUUGAAGCAGUCAACACGCACAGAGAUCGACCAGAGGAAGCAAAGAAGGGACCUAACCCGCUCAUGAGACGUAAUAGCGUUACCCCUCUAGCAAGCCCAGAGCCCACCAAAAAACCUCGCAUCAACAGCUUUGAGGAGCAUGUGGCUGUUUCUUCUGCCCUGCCAGGCUGUGUUCCUCAGGAAGUGCCCACGCAGAUGCCGGGACAAAACAUGAACAACUCCCAGAAGCCGUCGUGACUCCGUGACACCGCCGGCGCUGCCAGCUUCUCAUCCCAUCGCCAUUCCCGAAGCUUGCUCACCCUCCGGGCCCCUCCAGCUGUGGCUGUAGUGAGCCCCACCCUGGGCUGGCUCUGCUCAACGCUGCCAAUUCAUCCCCAAAACCCCGUGCUGCUCAUGGGGGGAUGCAGGAGAGCCGAGGAGGAGCAGCCCAGCUCCCUGCCGGGGUCACCACCAGCUCUUCAGGCUGCAGCGUUUGCUCUCCUCUCCAGUAUCCUGUUAGGUCGUAGCGAGCUGUAAAGUGCUUCUGUAGUGCACAGGAGUUUCAUUUUCUCUUUUCAGUGGUUUUGAUCUUCUGUAUAGAUGACUGGUACCCAUCCAUCUCCGGGUGGGGUGUGUAUAUAUGUGGAUGGUGCGGGGUUAGCAGAGAAAUAGGGGGAAGGGAGGGGGGUGGGUAAAGGGGUUUUGCAUUUUUUUUUUUAUUAUUAUUAAUGUUGUUAAUUACUUUUGAAUAAGCCCCUAACAUGCUGUGCUGCAGUCCUUCACCCACACUACAACUGGUCACACAUGCCAGCCUGGCUCAUGCAGAUCUGUGAGCACCAGGAAAGCAGCUGUGUGAAUUCUUUCACUGCAAGAACUGCUGGGUUUAAUAAAAAAAAACAACCCAUUCUUUCACUUUUUUUUUUAAAAUCAACAUACCUUAAAGGGUUUUGCAGAGAAUGUAGAUCUGCUGCUAAAAUUGGUUGAAAGAUGCCUGGAGUGCAUGAGGAACCAUGCCAGCAGGGGCUUGGGUGAUGCUUUCAUCUUGGGGAGCACCCAGGGAUCGUCUGAGCUUAGGCAUGGGUUGAAUUUUUGGGGAGGCUGAGCACUGUUUGAGGUGCUGUGCUGGUACUUCAUCUCCCCUUUCUUCUUUUUUAGAUGAAAGUGGAGGUAUUGGGAAGGGUUUGAAUCCUGAGGCUUAGAUGCAUUUUGCAGACACAGAGGUCUCAUAGAGGUGGCCAGAGGUCUGGCUGGGUUGCAGGAGUCCCUGUCUGACUGCAAAAAGCCACAGGAAGGGACAGUUUUGUCUGUAUUUUUUUAAUAUUUUAUACACACGUGUGUGUGUAUAUGUGUAUACUUAGAAACUGCUUGGUUUUUGCACUUUAUUUGUGGCAGAAGCAUAACUACUUUAUUUUUUUUUUCAAGUUGUGCCCCUUAUCAGGGGAAGCCUGAAUACAGGCAACUUUUUCUAUUUGUUUUUAAUUGUAUUUUGCAUGCUG